Messenger RNA from Oppiella nova, 951 nucleotides. Lineage: Eukaryota; Metazoa; Arthropoda; Arachnida; Sarcoptiformes; Oppiidae. The record is from the annotation of a GenBank genome assembly.
AUAUCGUUCAUCAUUUGCUCAUUUUGUAUAAUAAUAGUUAGUUCUGUUCCUACGAAUAAAUUUUGAAAAUUUAAACUUUAAAUAAUUAGUUCUGUUUUACUUUAAACACCACUUAAGUAUUAAAAACACAAUAUGUCCCUAUCAUAUGACUUCAGUGGUAAAGUCGCCCUGGUGACCGGAUCCAGUUCAGGUAUAGGUGCGGCCACUGCCAUACUAUUUGCUAAAUCGGGUGCCAAUGUUGUGGUGACGGGACGUAAUGCCACAAAAGUGUCAGAAGUGGCCAAACAGUGUCUCAAUGUGUCUCCGAAGGGAUUGAAAGCACUGGAAGUGGUGGCAGACGUUACCAGAGAUGAAGAUCUUAUAAGACUUGUGGACACAACAGUCAAAGAGUUUGGAAAAAUAGAUAUUCUGGUGAACUGUGCAGGGUCGGCAAGUGGUGCUGCAGUUAUCAGCGACACCAGUUAUAUAGAUAAUUUCAGACAAGUCUUAAAAACAAAUCUGGAUUCGUAUGUAUUUCUGUCGCAUAUUUGUGUCAAACAUUUGGAGAAAACUAAAGGAAAUAUUGUCAACAUUUCGAGCGUCCGAAGUACUCAAACAGCUCCUUUAAUGUCUGCAUAUUGUAUGUCAAAGUCAGCGCUGGAUAUGUUCACCAAAUGUAUUGCCGUAGAGUUGGGACACAAAGGCAUUCGUGUUAAUAGUGUUAAUCCCGGUGCUACAAAAACCAAUUUACCGCAAGCAACCGGUGUUUCGGACGGUGAUGCCCAGGCUUUUUAUGAUGCAUUUGCCAGACUAUACCCCGUGGGCCGGUAUGCUGUGGGGGAGGACAUCGCAAACGCUGUGCUAUAUUUGGCAUCAAAUGAGAGUUCAUUCAUAACGGGAAGUGUUUUGGUGGCCGAUGGCGGACAUCUCGCCGCAAACGUGGGGUCCGAGCCCUAUAAGGACCUCAAAUAA